Ambispora leptoticha is the source of this 777-nucleotide messenger RNA. NCBI's taxonomy places the organism in Eukaryota, Fungi, Glomeromycota, Glomeromycetes, Archaeosporales, Ambisporaceae. The record is from the annotation of a GenBank genome assembly.
AUGGAAACUUGUCGUCCAUACGAGUCUUUGAAAAUUAUCGCAAAUUCUUUCUUUUGCUUUGCACUUUUAAACUAUCUUUCAUCACUUUCGACUAAAUCUUUAACUAAUUUUUACAAUGAUCUCGACGAGAGAAGGAAAGCUAUUUGGAAUAAUACAUUAGUUAGUUAUGUUCACGCCUUUGUAUGUUCCGUUUUGGCACCCAUUUGUUUUUAUUUGUACCCUGAAGCAUGGGAUAAUUUAAUUUACAUAAAUAUACCAAUUUUCGCGUCUCAGAUCGCUUUGUCAACAGGUUACUUUCUUUAUGAUCUGUUUGAUUUUGUAUCAAAAAAGAUAUUUAUGGAUACCAUUGGAAUUUGGAUUCACCAUAUUAUGAUUGUCGCCAUUUUCUCAACUUCGCUAUAUACAUGUGUUUGUGCCGAAUACCUAACAGCCUCACUAAUCGUCGAAAUAAGCAAUGUUUUUUUACAUCAACGAAAACUUUAUUUGACCUGUUUCAAAACAAAAACAACACGUUUCUACCAAUUCAAUUCGCUGUUACUUUUCCUGACAAUAACUGGUAUACGAAUACCAGCUCAUGUCUACUUGAGUUUGAGAGUGUGGGGUGAAUACGAACUCUUUCACAAUCAUUUGUAUUGGAGUAUUGCUUUCUAUGGGCUGGUGGCUAUGAACAUUUUGAAUACGCAGUUGUGGUUACAAUUGUGGAAUUCCGAUUGGAAAAAAACCUUUAUGGGGGGUGAGAAUGGUGUUUCUCCUUCGAUGAAUAGGGAAGAUAAAUAG